UGGUCUGACCCAGUGAGUGUGUGUGGAUGUGUUUGAGUGGGUGUGUGUGCCGAAAGCAGCUGGAGGAGCUGAAUUCAUCCGUUUCUCUGCUUUGGAAUUAAUUAAAAACUUCAAGAUUCGGAUUUUCUCAUGCAACAGCAAUGCCCUGUGUACAAACCCAGCUUGCAUCUCUGCCCCACGACAACUACUUCAGCUCUGAGCUCUUGAAUCCAGACCUCAGUGCCACACUGGUGAUGGAAAUCACUGGCCAGAAGGACCAGUUUUCCACAUCGUCCCUGCCCAGCAUCAACACCCUUGUUGGAAAUGGUUACACCAGGGAGUUUGAUGCUUACACCUGCAAGAUCACCACCUCCCCUCCCACCUCUGCUGUGUCUUUCAGCCACGCUGCAGCAGCUGAGAGCUCCAGCACACAGAUGCAGAACCAAGCCUUCAAGCUGGACGACCUCCAGGUGUACGGCUGCUACCCAGGAUCUUUCGCUCUCAGCUGUCUAGAAGAAACACUCUCGUCAUGUGGCUCUGACUACUAUGGAAGCCCCAUCUAUGGAACUGCUUCUCCUCCAACGUCAGGCUUUCAAACAGAGUCUGCACCUGUCUGGGAUUCCCCUUUCAGCCCCUUUCCCCCGGCCCUCCAGACCUCUGUGGAUAAGAACAGCAUGGCUCAGCAGCAACUCUCAUUUUUUACAGUCAACCCUGCACAGGAUCAAUAUUCUCCUUUGGGACAGCACCAGGAUGCCCCCAGUGGACAAGAUGAUCCGUUCUUCCUGUCAUCUCAGCAGCAUUUACCCCCAGUUCAUUGCCCCUCCAUGUCUAUGGAACAGGGACCACAGGAAAGCCCCAGAAUAUUAGAAGGGGCCAUGAUGUCUCCUAAAAGCACAGGCUUAGGAUCCAGCGAGGGUCGCUGUGCAGUUUGUGGUGAUAACGCAUCCUGUCAGCACUAUGGAGUCCGCACUUGUGAGGGAUGCAAAGGAUUCUUCAAGCGAACUGUCCAGAAAAAUGCAAAGUACGUGUGCCUUACCAAUAAAGACUGCCCAGUGGACAAGAGGAGGAGAAACCGAUGCCAGUUCUGUCGUUUCCAGAAAUGUCUUGCUGUGGGAAUGGUCAAAGAAGUUGUUCGUACAGACAGCCUGAAAGGUCGCAGAGGUCGCCUGCCCUCCAAACCCAAAACUGUGACCGAGGCUUCCUCCACCACUCCCAGUGUGAACGUCAUAGCUUCUCUUGUCAAGGCUCACUUAGACUCCGAGCCAAGCAACGAGAAGCUCGACUUCUCCAAGUUCCAGGAGAAAAUUAAUCAUUUGAAAGAAAAAGAGGAUGCCGGUGAUAUCCAGCAGUUCUACGAGCUGCUGACCGGUGCCUUGGACAUAAUAUGGAGCUGGGCUCAAGCUAUCCCAGGAUUCACAGAUUUCUGCAUGGAGGACCAGGAGCUGCUCCUUGAGUCUGCUUUUGUGGAGCUCUUCAUCCUUCGCCUGGCCUACAGGUCAAAACCAGAGGAGGACAAGCUGAUCUUCUGCAAUGGCGCCGUCCUGCACAGAAAGCAGUGUGUCCACAGCUUUGGUGGCUGGAUCGACUCCAUCAUGGAGUUUUCUUCUAGUCUUCAUCGCAUGAACUUGGACGUCUCCCUGUUUGCGUGUCUUUCAGCACUUGUCAUCAUCACCGACCGCCAUGGCCUCAAAGAGUCCAGACGAGUGGAGGACUUUCAGAGUAAUCUCAUUACUUCUCUGCGGGAACACAUGUGUGGGAGUGGAUCAGAACCAAGCCGGACACACCCCAACUAUAUUUCCCGUCUACUGAGCAAACUCCCCGAGCUGAGGACUCUGUGCACUCAGGGACGGCAGCGCAUCUUCUACUUGAAACUGGAGGACCUGGUCCCUCCUCCACCGAUAGUGGAGAAAAUUUUUAUGGAUUCGCUGCCAUUCUGAACACAAAGCGACCUGUGACAUUUAAACGUGUUUAUGAUGAACUCUAACCAGCCAGAAAGCACACAGACUUUUGGACUGAUGCGUCUUCUGAGACAUCUACUGAAAAAAACGUUGUUUUUAUUUGUUGCUUUAAGUUUGAGGAUUUACCGCAAAAUGCUCUUUAGCACUACAAGAGAGUGCUGAACUCGGCAUUUCAGGACUUUAUCUUUUCUACAUAUAAUGUGUGCAAUUGUAAAAUGACUGUUGGUGUGCUUGAUGUGUGAAUGUUGUCUAGCUCUGCAGCUUCAAAGAUGUGAAUCCUUUGGCAAAAAUGAUGCAGCGCUCCAGAAAGCUUUAAGAAAAACACUAAUUUCUUUAAAAGCAUGGCUUCAAAGCGCCUUAACAGAAGCUAAGAAAGUGGAAUAUUUCAGGAGAAAAUGGGCAGAAUCUCAUUUUUCAUUCAUGUUUGCUGAUGUCUUUCUAACACAAAACAUACGUAUGAUCUAAUGUUGGGCUCCUGUGGAAGGUCGUGGACCAAAGUUUAGCAAAGCUUUAUUUUGUUGCAAACCUUGUUGCCUUAAGCAGAAGAAAACCAAUUCUGUACUGUAAUUCUGAAGCAGCUUGCAAAAAAGUAAUGCUGGUUAAACUCUUCUCUGUAAAAACACAACUUUUGUGCCUUUUUAAAUUUAAACAGGACCUGCUGAACAAAAAUACACAGUGCCUUUUAAAAAGACUUUGUCAAUGAACCACAUUAGCUGAGUGAAUUUUCAUUCCGAACGGCAUAAGAUUGAAUUGUUCAGAGAUCAUUUUUAUUUCAGAACCACUGUUCUUUUUUAUUUAAAGUUCCUAAAGGACAUGUUUACUCUGCUGUGCACUGACCUGUGAGAAUCAAGUCCUUUUCUCUCACUUCAGUGACUGACACACACACAUCCUUGGAUCCAAACAGAUCUAAGCAGAUAGUUGCCUCUUCUCACCACAAAAACAUAGAGCACGCCUUUAUUUUGUAGGAAACACAAAAACACAACAAGCAAACACUUCUGACUUAACUUUUUCUGUCUUCCUCUCCUUCAUUGUGUGUUUAUUUUGUUUUCAUGCUAACUGAAAAUGAAACGUUAGAAAAUGAAAUUAAGAUCUGAUGAUGGCGAUGAGCAGCUACACCUUUUUUCUCUUGCUGUAUGUUCUCUGUUUUGGAGCCUUUUGACAUAUUUUGUUUUAAAAACACUAAAACACUUGAUAUUAAAGUUUUUUUUAAUGCAUCUUUAACAGAUUCUACUUUUGUUUUUGCAUUUAUUGUUAAUAUUUAUUGAUAAGUUGUUAUAUGAUUGUAAUGAUCAGCUGGGUUCUCUCCCUUUGCUGCAUAGUGAAAUGCAAAUCAUAAAUUUGUUGCAUUUGCAUUUCAAAGUGAAAUAACAAUACAUGAUAUGAGCAUU
Molecule: messenger RNA, 3325 nt
Organism: Nothobranchius furzeri (turquoise killifish)
Lineage: Eukaryota; Metazoa; Chordata; Actinopteri; Cyprinodontiformes; Nothobranchiidae
Product: probable nuclear hormone receptor HR38
Biological process (GO): cellular response to corticotropin-releasing hormone stimulus; regulation of transcription by RNA polymerase II
Cellular component (GO): transcription regulator complex; nucleus
Molecular function (GO): RNA polymerase II cis-regulatory region sequence-specific DNA binding; nuclear glucocorticoid receptor binding; zinc ion binding
Source: RefSeq, a predicted model, not a curated record